UGGCGCGAAAGAUUUCCGUAGUUUGUUAGAAACCCCAGGGCUAUCGCUAAGCCUUCGUGUGAUCAAGAUUUCCAGUUCUCUUUCCUCCUCGCUUCCUUAAUUUCAUCGCGUCCUACAUCUUAAACAAAAACCGAAAAAUAAAAAUAAACAAACAAACAGAUAUUUAUCUCAAAACAUCAGCAAUUCAGCUGUUUUAUUUCAAGUCAAAUCGCAGGAGAAUUAGCUGUGGAUGAUCGCCGGUGCCGCUUCCGGCGACUGGGAUCGAGACAUGGCUGGUUAAUAGAGGAUUUUUCAACGACAGGGAGAAUUUUAUUCAACUUCGUAAAACUGGAGUCGUAGAGUUAUAGUGUACUGAAAGGCUGGAUCAGAUUAUUGUUUUCAGCUAUGGACUGGGAUCAUGAAAGCGGAAGCAGCAAGCAUUCAGAAUCACAUCCAGAAGUUAUUAAUGGGACCGGGAGCAGUGAUCAUGGGGAUACAUAUCCCAGGCUUCGUGUUCAGCUUGGAAGUAGUGGCCAUCUUCAGAUAGAUCCUGAGAAAAUUGAGGGGAGUGAAAGCAGUAAAAAUUCAGAAUUGCAUUCUGAGGUUGUUAAUGGAAGUGAUAGCAGUAAACAUGUAGAACCAGAACCUGAAUCUACUGUUAUAGAAGGGGAUUUAUACAUGCGAAAUAUAAAGUUAGGUUUUUCCUCUUCCUCCUCUUCCUCUUCAAGUUCUUCCGGCUCGUCAUUGUAUGAUCUGUUUGAUGCGAUCCCAAAAGAAAGUGCUGACCCCGGAGCAGGCAGUGCUGAUUUUGAAUCCUCCAACAAACCUCAUGAGGUUACUCAACCAGCAUCAAAAGAUCAUGAGAAUGGUGUUUCCAUCUACAGAUCUCACAGAUCAGAAGAAAAUGAGGAUGGCUCAUCAGAUCACGCACUAACACCCACAGUUUCUGAUGUCACUCGUGAAUCCCUGGCGCACAACAUGUCACCAAAACAAUCCCCUCCACUUCAAGUCAUGGAACGACCUGGAGGAUAUGAUCCUUUAAGGAUUCCAUCAUCCAUCUUUGAAAAAAGUAAAGGUACAGCACCUAUGGAUUGGAGUGUUGCUUCCAAUGAAUCAUUGUUUAGCAUUCAUGUAGGAAACAAUAGUUUCUCCAGAGACCAUGUUUUAUUGUUGGGUGAUCUGGGCAAGUCUGGAGAUAUAACCAAGUCAGGUGAAUUAAUCAUGUUCAGUCCACUCCCUCCAAGAGAAAUGAUGGCCACUGAUAACCAUUCUUCAGUUCCUGAUGUGGAAACCAACAAACAGAAGGGUGGAGCAAAUGGAAUAGCAGAUAACACCAUCAAGGACCCAGCAGAAUAUCAAAAUGAGGAAAAUAAAACAAAUGAAGCUGUAUCCUGGAAAUCUCCUAGCCCUUCCAACCAUUCAUAUGGGAGUGGAGACAGUGUCACGUCAUUUUCUUUUCCAAUUUUGGCAAAUGGGAUGAGAAGUGGUUCCCUGAAAGCAGGUGUGGAGCAGCGGAAGCAGCAGCAUCUGGAGUCAUCGCCUGCCCCAGUGAGUCAAAAAUCAGCUUCCUUACAUUGGUUUCAUUGCUUUUCAUGUUGCUCAUGGGGUUGUUCUUUCAAUCGCUGUUGUUCCUGUCAAAAAAUUAAGUGUUGUUGCUAAAACUGGCUCCAUAUUUGAUCCAAAGGAAGAGUGCUUCUCAGCUCCUAAGCUGCCUCCUGUUUAAAAUGCAAGCCUGAGCUGUCCUUAACUUUCUUGUCAUUGAUUUAAAAUUGGGACAUCGACAAUGGUUGCUAUUUAAUCAAUACGAGGCCUUUUGAAUAUGCAAAUUGGUUCUUUGCAAGAGCCAGGAAAAAGGGAAGGUGGUGAGGCAAUGGUAAGGAGAACCCCUAAACCUGUACCUGUAUGAUGUGAGGUGACCUUUGGGAAGAAAAUGCUGGGUGCUUCCUCCUUGAAUCGGAGCCAGUCAAUUUAUUACUGCUGACAAUAUUUGCGUCUAUAUUGCUGUAAAUUAAUCUUUAAGUCAAUAGCCCUUUGGUUGUAUUAGAUGAUUGUCUUCAAGCAUGUGCAUUGUAUUUGUUUCUAUGAUA
This is a messenger RNA of Populus euphratica (Euphrates poplar), 2066 nucleotides long. RefSeq names its product protein AF-9. Bases 385 to 1638 code for a protein of 417 amino acids. NCBI's taxonomy places the organism in Eukaryota, Viridiplantae, Streptophyta, Magnoliopsida, Malpighiales, Salicaceae. The record is from RefSeq and is a predicted model, not a curated record. The transcript has 4 exons.